GCGCUGAGGUUGGCUACACUGUAGUAACUACGUGGUCGCAAGAGUACGAAAAUGUAAACAUGCACAAACAUUUUUUGAUAUUUUUCCAUUAUUGUAGUUAUAAUAAACAAUUUACCCUCUAAUGAACUACAUUUAAGAAAAAUAAUUCAAGUGAUAUAUCAAAAAUACCUAUUUAAGCGAAGUUUCGACAUCAAUUUAUUUUCUGUAACCGUAGUGAAUAUAGGUGGAAGCGUCGUCAAGCGCUGUAGAAAUUUCAAGUCCGUUUAAUGGCGGACGCCAAUAAUUUGGAAGUUUCGUGAUUCUAUUGUUCUGUUUUCAAGUAUUUCAAUCGUUUAUUGAUUCGGGAAUGAGUUUUGUUAUUAGUGAUCGCGCUCAAAGUGUUUCAAUCGUGAAAGUGCUAUGAAAUGUUCUGUUUUAACGUGACAAAAGCGCCUGCUAGCUAUGUAACCUUUUCCCUAACCUCGUUUACGCCAAUGGAGUAGAUAUGUGAUCGAUGUGUGUGCGUCGGUGAACGAUUUUUCGUCCGUUUCGCGUUAUUUUGUGCGAAGUUAUUCGGGUUAUUAGUGAUGGAAGUGUCCGCGUCGCGGUUUUGCAAUCCGACGCCCGAUUUCGACGUAACGUAAGCGAGCCGGUCGAUCGCUAGAGCCGAGUGUAAGCAGGCGGCCGUCCGCCACCAGCCGACAUGGCUGCAACGCAGGCCGAGUCUCAGCGUAGCGAUACGAACGUAGAUCAGACUCCAUCGGAACAGCUCAGUGAAUCUCGGAACGCUCUAUUACAAAACGGCACCGACAAGUCCGUCGGGCGCGUUCCGCCCGAUGGCGUCGUGAACACAAAGAGUAAAUCGCCGAUGUCAGGCGAGCCGGGGCCGCCACGAGACGGCGGCGACGCGCCCGGUCACGACCGGAUCGCAGACCGACCGCCGGGCGAUCUGUACGGUCAAUAUAGGUAUCCGGAUGGCACGGAUCCGUACUACGCGCAGCGGCCGGGAUUCGGCGGGAAACCGCGCGGUCCGCCGCCGCAGCAGCGCUUCUUCCCGGGGCAGCCGACAUCGCAGGCGCCGGGACCCACGCCGACGCUCAACUCGUUGCUACAGUCGAGUGGUGCGCCGCCACACCGCUACCCUAAUAGCUACGAGCAGCCGCCGGCGGGCUACGGGCCUGGGCCUGGUUGGCCUCCGCCGCGGCCCAUGCCUCCCUAUAAUCCUCAAGCUAAUCCCUAUAGGAAUUCAACGCCACCGCGAGGCUUCGGCGGGCCUCCGUACGGCGCGGGCGCCCCGGGGGGCCCCCAACAGCCCCCGGCUGGCUACGGGCCUCCAGGGUCCUAUCCUCAGCGGUAUCCACCGCCUCCUGGCCCACCGGGAGCACCCAACUCCAGGCCGCCGUUCUCCUCGCAUCCGGGUUACGAGAGAGGCGGUUCGCCUCAGCCUCCUUCGCAGCCGCCGGGCGCGCCGAGCCCCGGAGCGCCGCCUAGCGCGCCCGGCGGGCUGUCCCCGACGCAAGACUCGCAGCACCCGCCGCACCACCCGCCCCACGGGGCGCAGCCACCUCCUCAGCACCAGGGUUACCCACCACCGCCGAGGCCUCCUCAGCCGUCCACACCAAACGCACACGAUCCUGAUUCGGAUCUGACCGGUCAGAACAGCAAUGACUCGGGCGGCAGCGGAGGCGCGGGGCGCGCUUCGACGCCGCACCUGAGGCCGACGCCCAGCCCCACCGGCUCCAGCGGAUCCCGCUCCAUGUCACCGGCUGUCGGUACGCAGAACGUACCGAUGCCGCCGCGGCCGUCGUCUUCCCUGUCGGACGGCAGCGGGCCCGCGUCGCGCCCCGGCGGCGCGGCGCCCGGGCCGGCGCCCAGCCCCGUGCCGCCGCCGGGCGCCAUGGUAGCGCAGCCCUACCACCACGGCUACAAGCCCUACCCGCCGCAGCCCUACGGCUACCCGCCCAGGAACCACCACCCCUACCAGUACGGGUACCGGCCGCAGCCGCCGCACCCGCAGCAUCCGCCGCCUCACCCGCCGCAACAUUACCCGCCGCUCAAACAGCAACAGCCUCGGCACAUGGGUCCGCCGGGGUCGGCGCCGCCGGGCAUGGAGGGCGCCAUGCCGCCGCCCACGGCGCCGGGGCCGGGCGAGGCGCACGACAACGGGCCCGCGCCGCCCGCCACCGCGCUCGUCACCACCGGGCCCGACGGCGCGCCGCUCGACGAGGGCAGCCAGCAGAGCACGCUCAGCAACGCCUCCGCAGCGAGCGGCGAGGAGCCGGUGGGCGGCGGCAAGGCGCGCAAGGAGUUCGGGCUGGGCAGCGCGGCGCCGUCGCCGUCGCCGGGCGGCGGCUCGCACUCCUCCGCGCACGACGACUACGACGCCUCGCCCUCCUCCUGGCCGCGCCCGCCCUCUAGUCCCGUGUUUAACAGUCACAUACAGCCGGAGUCCUACAGAUCAAAGAAGUCGGACUCGCUGGGCAAGCUGUACGAGAUGGACGACGCGCCGGAGCGGCGCGGCUGGGUGGAGCGCCUGCUGGCCUUCAUGGAGGACCGCCGCACGCCCAUCGCCGCCUGCCCCACCAUCUCCAAGCAGCCGCUCGACCUCUACCGCCUCUACCUGCUGGUGCGCGACCGAGGCGGCUUCGUCGAGGUGACGAAGAAUAAGACUUGGAAGGACAUCGCGGGCCUGCUGGGGAUCGGCGCGUCGUCGUCGGCCGCGUACACGCUGCGCAAGCACUACACGAAGAACCUGCUGGCCUACGAGUGCCACUUCGACCGCGGCGGCAUCGACCCGCAGCCCAUCAUCAACCAGGUCGAGGCCUCCACCAAGAAGAAGGGCGGCAAGUCCAACACCACUCCUACACAAGCAGGGUCGGGCAACUCGCAGGAGGCGUUCCCCGCCGGCGCCGGCGCGGGCGCGGGCGGGCCGGCCGGCGCCGCCAUGGACGGCUACCCCGCGCAGUACCCGCCCUACCCGCCGCAGCCCAACACCAGCCAAGGCGGCGGGCCGGGCGGGCCGGCCGGCGACAACCUCGCCGCCUCCAACCCGUUCGACGAGCCGCCGGGGCCGCGCCGACCCCCAGGUUACCAACCUGGGUACGGAUAUGAAUACGGGUCACCUUACCAGUCCACGAGGCCGGUAUAUCCUCCUUACGGCCCCGAAGGGGAUAGAGGAUACGGUGCCGGCAGCGAGUACCGCUACGGCGGGUACGCGUACCGCGGCGCGGCGCCGGGCUCGGGCACGCCGCCGCCGCAGCCCUACCCCGACUACUACCGCCAGCACCCGCACCCGCACCCGCCGCCCAACCAGCACGAGAUGUCGGUUGGCGGCGGCGGCGGCGGCGGGGGUAUAAUGAGCUCGCAGCUCGCGCGGCAGCUGGUGGCGCCGCUGCCGGCCGCGCCGCGCGCCUACCAUGUACGGACCCGGACCGUUUGUACCACGCACUCCACCACGCUUCCGACAUUGGCGACCGGUUCAUCCGCACACACCCCGGUCCCACAAGAUCCCUGCGUCUGCGCUCACCCUUCACCUCUUUACGGGGCGGGCAAGCCCGGCAUGGGCGCGGGCGCGGGCGCGCCGGGGGCGGCGGGCUCGGGGGGCGCGGGAGGGGCGCCGGCGGGGGCGGGCGCGGGGGCGGGGGCGGGCGCGGGGCCGGGCGCGCCGCGGCGGCACCCGGACUUCGCCAAGGCGGACGGCUACGCGGCGCCCGCCGCCGCCGCCGCCGCCGGGCCCGCCGCGCCGCCGCGCUUCCCCGCCGCCUGGCCGCCCGGCCCCUUCCCGCGCCAGCAGCCGCCGCCGCCGCAGCCCGCCUGGCGCCCGCAGCACCAGCCGCCGCAGCCCUGGCCGACGCACCAGCCCUACCCCCAACAGGGUCAGGCAGGGGCGGCGUGGGGCGGCGCGCCGCGGCCGCCGGCGGAGUCCUACCCGCCCGGCGUCGUGCCCUCGCCCGGUCCCCCCAGCAUGAGCCUCCCGGGCGGGCAGCUGAAGCGCGAGAUGACGUUCCCCGCCGAGUGCGUGGAGGCGACCGCGCCCGCCGGCGAGAAGCGGCGCCGCCUCACCAAGGCCGACGUCGCGCCCGUCGACGCCUGGCGCGUCGUCAUGGCGCUCAAGUCCGGCCUGCUCGCCGAGACCUGCUGGGCGCUCGACAUCCUCAACAUCCUCCUCUUCGACGACAACUGCAUAGGCUACUUCGGGCUCCAGCACAUGCCCGGGCUGCUCGACCUGCUGCUGGAGCACUUCCACCGCGGGCUGGCGGAGGUGUUCGACGCGCCGCCGCCGCCCGACACGCCGUGGUACGCGGCGCCCGGGGCCGCCGAGCCCGCCGCGCCGCCCGCGCCCGCGGUGGCGCCGCCCGACCCCGCCGACCGCGUGCGCGUGCUGGCCUGCGAGAACUACACGCUGGCGGCGCGGCGGCGGCGCGCGCACGUCUCCUACCGCGCCGAGCCCGACGCCGCCGCCGCCGACCUGUUCGCGCCCGAGCCGCCCGACGAGCCCGAGGACCGCCACGACGCGCUCGAGCCCUGGCAGCUCGCCGACCACGUCAUGCCCUGCUUCCGCGCCGAGUUCCUGCCGCUGCCCUUCGUGCGCGUGCUGCCCGGCGAGCGCGCGCCCUCGCCGCCGCCGCCCGAGCCGCGCGCCGCCUCGCCGGCGCCGCCCGAGCCGGCCGAGCCCGCGCCCGCACCCAGUACGCCCGAGGAGGACCGCGACAACCUGGAGGCGGAGCCCAUGGAGCUGGAGGUGGAGCGGCGGGUGACGCUCGCCGUGCGCGACCCCGCCGGCGUGCUGAAGCGCCGCCGGCUAGAGGACUACGAGGACGAGUGCUACACGCGCGACGAGCCGAGCCUCAACCUAGUUAGCGAGACCCGCGACGCGCUCGCGAAGCGCUGCAUAGCUCUGUCCAAUAUUCUGCGAGGGCUGACGUUCGUGCCGGGCAACGAGGCGGAGUUCUCGCGGUCGGGCGCGUUCCUGGCGCUGGCCGGCAAGCUGCUGCUGCUGCACCACGAGCACGCGCCGCGGGCCGCGCGGGCGCGAGCGUACGAGCGCGCGGCGCGGGACGAGGCCGACCAGGACGCGUGCUGCUCGUCGCUGCGCGGCGAGGGCGAGUGGUGGUGGGACGCGCUGGCGCAGCUGCGCGAGGACGCGCUCGUGGCGUGCGCCAACAUCGCCGGCUCCGUGGAGUUGCAGCACCAGCCGGAGGCGGUGGCGCGGCCGCUGCUGGACGGGCUGCUGCACUGGGCCGUGUGCCCGGCGGCCGUGGCGGGCGACGCGCCGCCGGCAGCGGCGCCGGGCUCUCCGCUGUCGCCGCGGCGGCUGGCGCUGGAGGCGCUGUGCAAGCUGUGCGUGACGGACGCCAACGUGGACCUGGUGCUGGCGACGCCGCCGCGGGGCCGCAUCGCGGCGCUGUGCGCGGGGCUGGCGCGGGACCUGUGCCGGCCGGAGCGGCCGGUGGUGCGCGAGUUCGCAGUGAACCUGCUGCACUACCUGGCGGGCGCGGGCGGGCCGGCGGCGCGCGAGGUGGCGCUGCAGGCGCCGGCGGUGGCGCAGCUGGUGGCGUUCAUCGAGCGCGCGGAGCAGACGGCCCUGGGCGUGGCCAACCAACACGGCGUGGCGGCGCUGCGCGACAACCCGGACGCGAUGGGCACGUCGCUGGACAUGCUGCGGCGCGCGGCCGCCACGCUGCUGCGGCUGGCGGAGCACGCGGAGAACCGCCCGCUGAUCCGGCGGCACGAGCGGCGGCUGCUGUCGCUGGUCAUGUCGCAGAUCCUGGACCAGAAGGUGGCGCACGAGCUGGCGGACGUGCUGUACCACUGCAGCCAGCCGCGGCCCGAGGACGCGCCCGACCACCACGAACAAUAGACGCUCUAGUGCGGUGCGGUGUGUGGUGUGACUGUGACAUGAGACUGAGUUAUACCUGUCGGUACGUGUACAUAUAGUGAUACGGCGCAGGCCGACGAGAGGCCGUAGCGGUGUCUGACGUGUUAGGCUGUACAAUCCGAUUUUGUUAUUUAUGUCCACGAUGAUUUAUUUACAAGAAUGUCAAUGUGCUAUAAUCGAUUUCUAUUGUUCGAUUGAGAAAAGAUGUAUUAUAAUAACUCGUAAUUUUGAUUUUUAUAAUAAAAUGGGACUUGAAUCUG
Messenger RNA from Cydia fagiglandana, 6117 nucleotides. RefSeq names its product trithorax group protein osa (gene osa). Gene Ontology annotation, biological process: positive regulation of DNA-templated transcription; chromatin remodeling; regulation of transcription by RNA polymerase II. The coding region runs from base 683 to 5839 and encodes 1718 amino acids. The transcript has 20 exons. The record is from RefSeq and is a predicted model, not a curated record. NCBI's taxonomy places the organism in Eukaryota, Metazoa, Arthropoda, Insecta, Lepidoptera, Tortricidae. Gene Ontology annotation, molecular function: nucleosome binding; DNA binding. Gene Ontology annotation, cellular component: SWI/SNF complex; brahma complex; nBAF complex.